GAAAGACGGGCUAUGGUAGCACUGAACGUACCCGCCAAUUUCGAAGAUGUAAACAGGACUUCUCUUGAUUUGUAAACUGGAUAACUAGUUACCUUGCCAUAAGAAGCCGUUAACUACCACCUUCGCCUUACCAUAAGGAGCCAAUAUGAAUACAACGAAGAGUAAAGAUGCUGGGGAUUCAUCGCAACUUGCUGCCAGUGGCGACAGUGAUUCCAUCAAAGUGUUUGUGCGGGUGCGACCUAUGACGCAGGGCAGUGGCCUAACAACAGAUGGAGAUCACGGUCUCUGUCUCACGGUCACCUCACACAACACAAUCCGCUUGCACUCCAAGCCAGAACCACGCAACUUCACCUAUGAUCAUGUUGCAGACAUGGACACGAGCCAGGAGGCUGUGUUCUCGAGUGUAGCGAAAAACAUAGUUGAGUCUUGUAUAAAUGGAUACAAUGGGACCAUAUUUGCCUAUGGACAAACUGGUUCUGGGAAAACCUUUACCAUGCUUGGGCCAUCUGAUUCUGACAACUUCACUGACAACCUGCGAGGAGUUAUACCCCGGAGUUUUGAGUACCUGUUUUUUCUCAUCAACAGAGAAGUGGAAAAGUCCGGGAAUUCCAAGAGCUUCCUGUGCAAGUGCUCCUUCAUUGAGAUCUACAACGAACAGAUCUAUGACCUCCUGGAUAGUGCCUCCGCCAGCCUCUUCCUGAGAGAAAACAUAAAGAAGGGCGUAUUUGUUGAGGGGUCUGUUGAAAAGUUUGUCACGUCUGCAGCAGAGGCAUACCAGGUGCUGUCUACGGGCUGGAGGAACCGCAGGGUGGCCUCCACCUCCAUGAACAGAGAGUCUUCACGGUCGCACGCCGUGUUCACCAUGACCUUAGAGUCCAAGGAGACCGCCAACGAGGUGUUCAACAUCCGAACCUCCCAGCUGAACCUGGUGGACCUGGCAGGCUCUGAGAGGCAGAGAGACACCCACACAGAGGGAUCCAGACUCAAGGAAGCCAGUAGCAUCAACCGAUCGCUUAUGUGUCUGGGUCAGGUGAUCAUGGCCCUGGUGGAUGUGUCCAAUGGCAAGAGUAGACACAUCUGUUACAGGGAUUCCAAACUCACUUUCCUUCUUCGGGACUCACUCGGAGGAAAUGCUAAGACAUAUAUUAUAGCCAAUGUGCACCCUGGCUCCAAGUGCUUUGGAGAGACACUGUCCACCUUACACUUUGCCCAGAGGGCUAAACUGAUCAAGAACAAGGCCAUGGUUAACGAGGACACGCAGGGGAACGUGAGGCAGCUCCAGGCUGAGGUGAAGAAGCUGAAGGAGCUGCUGGCCCUGGCUGGGUCUGUGCUCCCACACACGGGGGAGGACGGGAGAGAUGGGGCCCCCGGAGGACCCCUGCCACACGCAGAUCACUCCAUAGAAGGCCCACCUGAGGUCUCCUACAAAACACAGUUUUUAGACGCUGUGCGUUUGUGGAAGAGGCGUAAUGAUGACAAGAGGAUGCUGCUCCAGAAAGUAGCUCAGUUGGAGGAGGCUUGGACCCAGAAGGAGAAGUUCAUCCACUCCAACCGUAUGAUCCUCAAAUUCAGGGAGGACCACAUCUCCAGACUUGAGAAGAACUUCAAGGGGGGCCUGGGCCUCCUGUCUGACCAGCAGAGUCAAGCUCUUGUCCACCAACUCAAGGAGGAGAUCAAGAUCCUGAGACAUCAGAUUGAGCAUCACCCACGCAUGACCAAAUACAUGGCAGAGAACUACAGCCUUCGUGAGGAGAACCGCCAGCUCCUCUCCUCAGAGUCAGUCAGGAGGGCCGAGGAAGUGGACAGCCAAGCCGCUGCUGAGCUGGAGGAGGCCUUCCAGAAAGUUCUGGAGGCGGAAGGGUCUUCUGGGGCACAACCAGCCGGCUGUACGGCGACGGCUGAGAACCUCUCUGCCGUCUCUGUGGAGAGGCUGAAGGCCCAGCUGCUGCAGAAGCAAACAGAGCUUACUGCUACUGUUCAGGCCUUUGAGGAGCACAAGGAGGUCGCCAAGAAGCAGAUGUUGGAGUUGGAAUUGGAGAAGAGGUACCUGGACAAGUCUAACAAGCAUCUGGAGAACAUUCUGGAGGCCACUAAAGCUCAUAAGAAAUUGGAGGUUUUUCAGCUGAACAAAAUCCAUGCGGAAACCAUAAAGAUCCUCACCACCCCUACGAAGUCGUACAACCUGCGGACCCGGCUGGUGCAGCUGUCCAGCCCCGACCACCUGACCGGGGGGGUGGAGGACAUGGACGGCAUCCUCAGCGAGCAGCCUCCCCCCCAGAUGGAAGACGUCUGCGAGGCUCUGACAGAGGAGCUGCAGCAGGUCCAGGAGCAAGCCAGUCGUGUUCAGUCCCAGCUGGACGAGGAAGAGCUGAAGAACCGGAAGCUUCUGCAGCAGAUCACCAAGCUGCAGGAGCAGGUGGCCCUGAUGUCGGAGGACUCCGCCCGCCAGCAGGAGCUGCUGUCGUGUGACCGGGCCUCCUGGGGGACUGAGAGGGGCAGCCUGCAGGAGAACGUCAGUCGCCUGGAGAAGAGCCUGCAGGAGGAGAGGCAGGCUGGGGAGGUGUUGAGCAGUGAGGUGCAGGACCUGCGCCUGGUGCUGCAGUCGUCUGACAGGGAGCUGGCAGCUGCCAAGAAGGAGCUGAGAGCCGGCCGCAGCGAGCAGGAGAGGGAGGCUGUUCAGCUGUCCAGCAGUCUGAUCAGCACACAGCUACAGCUCGAUAAAUUCACGCUGGAGAGAGAACAGCUCCUGGAGCAGCAGAGGUCUCUGCAGGAUGCCCUGGACCAGGUGCAGGCGGAGGCCAAGUUUGAUGUAGACCAGCUCUGGCAGCAUCUGGAGGAGAAGCAGCAGGAGCUAGCCACGCAGCAGGCCCAGAUCACAGGGCUGGCGGACGCCCUGCAGGCUGAGAAGGAGCUCACCGGAUCUCUAACCUUCAAGCUGAAGGAGGACAAGGAAUGCACUUCCAAAGAGCUUGUGCUGGUAUUGGAGCAGAAUUCAGUCCUAAGGAAGCAAGUCUUUGAGCUGAUGGCACAGAACCAGCAACAGGCUGUAAACAUUGCAAGUCUUGAGCAAAAUCUCACCACAGCCAACGGAACAAUCACAAGCUUGGAGCAAAAAGUCGAUCAAGACAAAGGAUUUGUACUGGACCUGAUCAACCAGACCAGAGACCUCCGCAGCGAAUUGGGCCAGAAGGAGGAGAACUUGGCCCUCCUCUCUGGGGACAUCAAGGACAUCACGGUCAAGUAUAGUGCCGCCUGCUGCGAGAGGGAGGAGAUCAGAGAGCACAGCUCCAGGAUGCAGGCGGAGCUGCUGGACGUGAAGGAGGCUGCGGAGAGGAGGGUGGCGUCCAAUCAGAUCGAGCUGGAGGUGUUGCAGGAGGAGGUGGCCUACGCCACGGAGGAGGUGGAGAGACUCACUAAAGUGUUGGAUGAGCAGACCGGCCUCCUCCAGGCCUCUCAGGACCAGGCAGCCCAGAACGAGGCCACCAUCAAGGCCCUGCAGGACAAGUUGAAACAGCAGGCAGACUUGGUCGAACGAACCGUCAGAAGUGACGACAACGACAACCCUCUGUCUUCAGUCACUCCUAAACGACUCCCACAGACGCCGGCUACGCCCCACAGCUUCAGCACAGACCUGUCACAGCUGCUGGAGAGCCAGGAGAGGGAGCUGGAGAGCCGACGCUCCUCUAUGAUGACCAUGGAGGUGUUGCUGUCCGAACUCAACGCUGAGAGGACCGCCAAGAACGAGGAGAUCCUGAGGCUCAAGGCCCAGCUAAACAAAGACACGGAGAGAAAUAAGGCACAUGGUCUUUUAGACCAGUUGUGCACCAAACAGAAUCAGACGAACAGAAACACAAAUGGUGCGGUUUUGAACGAAGCCAUUCAGCAGUCCAUGCUUAAAGAACUGCAGGAGGAACGGGUAGAAAAGAGUACAAUACUGCAGCGGUUCACUGAGACACAGGAGAGACUACAGCUCCAGGAGUCCAUGCUGGCCCAGUCCCAGACCUGCGUCCAGGAACUGACCAAUGAGCUGAGGAACCGCUGCCUAGAGGUCAGGGAGCUAACCCUGAGGGGUCAGGACCAGGAAAGACUACUCCAGGAAGUGGAGGUUCUUCGGAAGCAGGUGGAUCACCUGUCGGAGGAGAACGGCAAGCUGGUGGGCCAUAAGAACCACAAGCAGAGGAUCGAAUACUUGGUGAAGCUGAAAAAGGAGAACACCAAACUACAGGAGGAAAAUGAAAAACUCAAGACAGAGAAAUGAGCCUUAUUCGGGACCAUGCUUGAAGUCCCAUCCCACGCAAAGGAUGCUCAUUGGUCGUUCAAGCUUUCAUGGCUGAACCAACAUGUACGAGGACUGCUUUGGUCAAUACCUUUACAUGGAGUCAAAUGUGACAUUUUAAGCAUCUGCUUUCAAAAAGAAAAAGAAAAGGUAUGAUUUUAUUUUGUGUAUGGUGUCUCUAUGAGGCUGGCCCACUGUCAUGUAGAAUUGCUUGACAGUCUACCUCAGCAGACUCCAGAAUGCUGUGAUAAGCGGUCAUCCACUGUAGAAACUGUAAUUAACCUGGGCUUUUGUCAUGUGUUUUGCAUCAUACACCUUUGGUAUACAUACUUUGUGUUCUUUUUAAAUGUUUCAACUGUCUUUAUUGAGAAAUUAUCAUCCAAAUUAUCUUGAUAUUAAUUUCUGUCCAAAUGACACUUUCACCACAAAUGUAACUUUUUAUAAUGAAUGAAAAGCAAAAAGGGUUGCACUCUUUCUUGUAAUCUUGUUGCAUAAUCUUUUUUUUGUUAUUUCAUGUCUGAUUCUCUUAUGUCUGUGUGAUUAUCUAAUAACAUCCUUUUUGUGUUUAGAAGAAAUCUUUCAAGUCUAUAACUCUUCUCAUUUCCUAUACAUUGCCCAUGUACAUAAAACAUACUCUAUUGAACUGUUCUAGCCUAUGCUGUCUGUAUAACAAUUUUAUGACAAAUAAAAACGUAAUAUUUUA
Molecule: messenger RNA, 4979 nt
Organism: Osmerus eperlanus (European smelt)
Lineage: Eukaryota; Metazoa; Chordata; Actinopteri; Osmeriformes; Osmeridae
Gene: kif15
Product: kinesin family member 15
Exons: 35
Coding region: 146-4258 (1370 amino acids)
Biological process (GO): microtubule-based movement
Molecular function (GO): microtubule binding; microtubule motor activity; ATP binding
Source: RefSeq, a predicted model, not a curated record